AUGAAUUUUAGCAACAAAUUUACCAGCAUUGUUAGCUCUUUAUUAGCUACUCAAAAGGCACACAUAGUCGACUCAGGCUUUAUCUCAGAAGCCUUUAGAGUAGAAAGAGGAGUAAGGCAAGGGGACCCCCUCUCUCCACUCCUAUACGUAAUAGCCAUCAAUCCACUAAUUCAAGCAAUCGACCAAAACAUCAAAGGCAUUCCAGUCAAUGGCUCCUCUUUCAGAGUUGCAGCAUACGCAGAUGAUCUCUCAAUUGGUAUCGGUCAAGUCUCAGAUUGGAACAAACUACAAGAAACUCUACUUCUAUAUGAGCAAGCCUCUAAUGCUCAAGUUAACAAAUCCAAAUCCACACUUAUCCCUCUUACAGCGAAUGCCAAUAGAGUAGAACUAACGGACCAAUCCAGGUUCAACUUACAAACAAACAGCCAAAACAAUAUUACAAUCUUAGGUUUCACAGUUGACUAUAAAGGUCAGGCCGAUAGGAACCUCUGGAGCAACACAAUCAAAAAAAUUAAAAACAAGAUCCAAGAUCUGUCUCAAAGAAAUCUCUCUUUCAAAGGAAAGAUUCUGGCAACUAAAAUGCUGCUGAUUUCAAAGAUCUGGUACUCAGCCUAUCUUCUUCCCCCAACCAGAAAACAGCUUAAUGAAAUUGACUCCCUUAUCAAAGGCUGGAUCAAAAGCAAUUCAAGAAUGCUCCCACAAUACUCAAUAUUCCAACUCAGCUACGAACAAGGAGGAUUAUCAGCCCCUGUUCUCAAAGAUAUGCUUGACGCCAGGCUCCUCACUAUACUGAUCAAACUUCUUACAAGCAACACAUUCUGGGCUACUACAGAAAGAGAAACCAUAAACGCAAAACUAUAUAACAAGAGAAAAAUCUCAGCUGCUAUAGCUCUGUCUCAAACCCCCUGCAAAACGAAAGGCUGGCCAGACAGCUGGAAGCCUUACAUCACAGCAUGGGGAAGAUUUAAAGGGAAAAUACUCACCAACCAUACAUGGCCUUGGCUACCAGAACAAAUCAAAAUAAACAAUAUUGAUGGUAAUCUAUUCACAGUUAAAGGAGCUUUAAAAAGUUUUCACACCCCAUCAAGCUCAACUACUACAAAUUCUUCAGAGAAGCAUCACUCACCAUUCAAAUGGUUGAAAACAAAGGGGUUACUGAACAAAAAAAAGGACAUAUUCUGGAGAUUAACACAUAGAGCCCUCCCUCUUGGAUAUAGACUUAUCCAUAUCGACCAAACCAAUUUAGGAGACUGCCCUAAUUGUCCUUACAUUACUCAAACAAUAGAACACUUCGCUCUCAAGUGCCCGCUAAGCAAAGUCAUUUGGGAAACAAUAUACAAAGCAUUAACCAAUAUAGAGCAGGACACCACUCCUAGAACUUUAGAAGAUAUUAUCCAAGCAACCAAUAUCACAGAUACAAAAAAGAGGAAAACAGCUAUCUGGCUGCACAUCACAGCCAUCUACGAAAUCUGGUGCUGGUACACCCAAGCCAGAUGGGGUGAUAACGUGAUCCCUCAAGAAGCAAUAGCAAGGAUUAUAUCGAUAAAAAUCAAGCAUGAAAUUAAUCUCUUAUACAAACUAUUCAACAAAAAAGCUCUUUCCAAAUCCGGAAAAACCAACAACAUUCUUAAAUAUAUUAAUCUCAAUAU
This is a messenger RNA of Ambispora leptoticha, 1649 nucleotides long. Lineage: Eukaryota; Fungi; Glomeromycota; Glomeromycetes; Archaeosporales; Ambisporaceae. The record is from the annotation of a GenBank genome assembly.